GGAGGGGGCGGGAGGCGGCCGGGCUUGGCUCGCCGCCGCCUGAGGCUGCACCUGCCCCGGAGGAUGCCCAGGACCCCGCCGGCGCCUCUCCGGAUCAGAACUUUUUAGCUGCCUGCCCCCAUCCCUGCAGUCCCUGGGCCGCGCACCGGCAGACGGGGGCCGAGGGGGCGCCGCCGCGCGAGUGCCCCUCCUGUCCCCCCGCCCCCCUUGGCUCGGCCGCCCGCCGCUUUGUUCCGGGCGCGCGGAGGGAAGGCGAGGCUGCGGCGGAUCAUGCCCAUGGUGUAGCCGCGAAGCGGAGGCAUGGCUGCCGGAAGGUUACUGCUCUACACGGGCCUCUCGCUAGCGCUCUGCGCCCUCGGCAUGCUGGCGGUGGCCAUCUGCUCGGACCACUGGUACGAGACGGACGCCAGGAAGCACAGGGACAGGUGCAAGGCCUUCAACACCCGCCGGGUCGACCCUGGCUUCAUUUACAACAACAACAACAACUUGCCGCUCCGGGCGAGCCGCUCGCGCCUGGACCGCUGGGAGGGCAAACUCCUCCGGGCCCGGAAUCGCCGGCAGCUCUUCGCCAUGAGCCCCGCUGACGAGUGCAGCCGGCAGUACAACUCCACCAACAUGGGUCUCUGGAGGAAGUGCCACCGGCAGGGCUUCGACCCCGAGAUCGCCGCCCUCAUUCGGAAAGGAGAAAUUGAGCGAUGCACGUACAUCAAGUACCACUACUCCUCAGCCACCAUCCCCAGGAACCUCACCUUCAACAUCACGAAGACCAUCCGUCAGGAUGAGUGGCACGCCCUGCACCUGCGCAGGAUGACGGCCGGCUUCAUGGGCAUGGCGGUGGCCAUCAUCCUCUUCGGCUGGAUCAUCGGCGUGCUGGGCUGCUGCUGGGACCGAGGCCUUAUGCAGUAUGUGGCAGGGCUUCUCUUCCUCAUGGGAGGAACCUUCUGCAUCAUUUCACUGUGCACCUGUGUGGCUGGGAUCAACUUUGAGCUGUCACGCUACCCACGCUACCUGUAUGGACUCCCCGAUGACAUCAGCCAUGGCUAUGGAUGGUCCAUGUUCUGUGCGUGGGGUGGCCUGGGCCUCACACUCAUCUCGGGAUUCUUCUGCACCUUGGCCCCUUCUGUCCAACCUGUCCCGAGGACCAACUACCCUAAAUCCAGACCCGAGAAUGGGACAGUGUGCUAAAAAACAAACCCAUACCCAUAUAUAUAUAUAAAUAUAUAUAUAAUAUACAUAUAUAAAAGAAAACUAAAUCAAGCUGAUGCCAGUGCCAAGGUAGCGUUGAGUUGGCUCAGGCAUCCGCAUCUCGUCGGACUUUGUGUUGCCUCAUCACUGAGGUGGAGAAGUGUUCCCAUCCUGUGGCUCUUCCGUCAGUUCUUGACUUUUGGCUCCAUGGUUUCUUGAAGACAGAAUGAACAUCACCACUGGCGAUAGUGUCCUGAUUCCAUCACUCACAAGGAUGGGGUGGUGGGCUGGGAGGGGACAGUGCCAGUGGUCUGAAGUGGCACAGAUGUAGAGAAGGAAGUGCCAUCCACUGGGCCGACAGGAGAGGACGCCACCCCAACACUGAUCAUAUCACAGAGAAACAAAGCCCUUAGUUCAUAGAAUGUAACCAAAUCUUUGAGGCCAUUUGCAGAACCACGUCUUCACCUGCUCCUUCCUGUUCCAAUUUCCUUCCUGGCCCACCGACGACACACAAGAAGUGGAAGAGAAAACAAACAGAAGGAAGUUUUCUCUUUGCUGCCAAACUUUUGGACAAAGUUUUAGAGGUGGGAAGGGGGAGAGAACAACAUGCUGAGAAGCAAGAUCUGCAUCAAUAAGAGGACACUUCAGUGGAUGCUCAGAAAACCCAGUCGUACCUUCCAGCUGCCUUAUACCCAGUAAACAAGAGGCCGCCCCUCCCCCACCCACACUCCCUGGGCAGAUGGAGCCUUGGAGUAACGCUGUGAUGUGCGUGUGCAUGUGUGUGACCACUCCAGGUGGUUUCCUUUUUUUCUUUUUACCUUUUAAAUGGAAAUACUGCAUUUUGACUGUUGUCUCUCUGUCACUUGCGGUAGUUUCAUGGCCCAGGAUGGAGGCCCUGAGACCUAGGAAGUAUAAUGAAGGGCAGGCCUAGAUGGGUGCCAGUUUUGCAGCUUCAGAUCCCUGGAGUGUGUGUGUGCGGUGGAUGUUUGCUGAGUGUGGGGUUUUAUCGUUUGUGUUGCAUUUUUCUGUUAUUUUUAGUACAGCUGAAAUUCCCAGAGGGCAGAACUAAGAACAAAACCACUGGGCCAGAGGACCCUGUGGUUCUUCACAUCAUGGUUCUGGGACGCCUCAGGAUUUAGUCCUCUAAUUUUGGAAGUUCAAGACACAGCUGGGGACAAAAGUCAUGAGAGAAGAGGGGGAACACAGUUCAGAAGGGAGAAGGAAUGUCGCCUCUGUUGCUGUUGUCCAAGUACGUAUACCAAACAAGACCUUUCACUCCCCAUCAUGGAAGCUGUCCUUUGUCACUGGACAUCCACCCCUUUCCUAGGGUGACCUCUGUACAGAUGAAAGAAAAUGGGGCACAUGCAGAGAGAACACUUCCAUGUCCCAUGGGCUCGAGUUUGUAUGAUAUUGUGUAAAUUAAUGGAGAACUCUUGACUCUUUCCAUCCUCUUCCUUUCCUCUUGAUAUUCAAGGCCAUGAAUCCCAAAAUAGCUGUCUUAGUGGCUAGCACCCAAACAGAGGUGGCAUGAAUCUACCCAGUGUCUCAGGCUCAUUUGAGCAAAUUGGCAUUGCCAGUGUUGGUGAACUACAAAGUCACCCAGAGAGUUGUGAAAGCCGUUAGGGACAGGAGUCUGCCAGAAAGAGUGGGCAGGAGCAGCUGAUGGUCACCUCAGUGACCCUGCUGGGGCUGAGCAGCCCUGGGGAGGCAAGAGAGACUCCCCAAGCUGAACAGGCAAGGGUCAACCAUGGAGCCGAGAAUUCAGUUGCUUCAUAAAUAAAUAUGCUUUGGGAACUUUGCCAACCACUCAGUAGCCUUCCUUCCCACCCACGCAUUCUGUUUCAUCUCCCUAUCUUCUAACCAUCUUCCUACCAGUCUCCACAUUUUCUCACCUACUAACCACUACCUUCUCCCUCUUCCAUUCGCUAGGCUACAGGUACUGCCUGUCUCUUCAUCUGCUCUUUCUGUGUGUGUAAUGCACAUCGGAAAGGACGUCUGAUACGCAUGAGUGGGCUUGAAUGUGGGUUUCUGCGUGCGUGUAUCUCUCUGGUGCUUUUUGUGUGUGUUUGUGUCAAUAUGUCCCUGGAGGCAGGAGUGGGUAUCUUACCCAAGGACUUCCUUGCCAACGACACUGGUCAGCUUCUGCAAAAGGUGUUGUGUAUGGGUGUGCUAGGUGUGAGGGGUGAGGUGUGUAGCAGGAAAUGCAAUUAGCUUCCAAUUGAGGUUCUAGGAUUAUUUUUAAAACAAAGGAUUUAUUCUAUGAGAAGGGGAAUAAUUUCAGGAAAACUCAGUUUUUCAAUUGUACAGAGAAUUUUUAAAAUUUUUCUUUGAAAAGUUAGGGAAAGGGCAUACUGGGGCUUGAGGAGAAGUCUCUCAGAUUGAGAGGGCUUGUGUCUUCCUUCCAAGCAUCUUGAAUGGGCUCUGCCUAGCAGAGGCUUGCAGGUGUCCAUGAGUCUCCCUCUGGGGCAGAAGGCUUGUCUGUGACCAGACCCAAAUUCUAGCUGUUUACCAGUUGCAUGAAAGUGGGGAAAAAAAUUCCAAAUGGGGCAAUUUGGUGUCAAUAAUUUAAACUUAAGUAACCAUGUUUAAGGACACUGCCUCACAGACCUAUCAUUAUGUAUGUCCUCUUUUUUUAACCCAUGCUUGCCAUAAAUAGAUCAUCCACUCUAUCCAGCUACUAAUCUUUGUGAUGGACCUUUAACACAACUUAUUGCAUUCUUUUGAAACCUUCCUGAAGUGUUAGGAGGACUCCUGGGAAAGAAGUGAAUCACCUGGGCUCCAUCAGCAUUAGCAGAGCCAGAGCUUUGAGCUGCUGUUUUUGGUUGUGGGGCCAGAUAGGUACAAAUGCACACUGGGGUCUGAUCUUGCUUGGGGCCAAAAACAGCCCAGCCACAUGGCCAGGAUGGAAGGCCUAGUCAGAUGUCAAGUCCUGGCCAGUGGGAGAAUUGCCCCGGUAACCUUGAUUCCUCCAGCAUAGGGGCUUGAUCCCAGAUUAAGAGAUGCCACCCAAGCCGUUACUGACACUUCGUGCUAUGAGGUGGUUGAGGAAGAGAAGGAAGAGAGGGAGGAGAAGGAAGAGGGGACCCUGGACCUGCGAGACUCUUUAGGUCAGACUCUACUAACUCCCGAGUAGAACCCAACCUUCUGAUGAGAUUUACGGUCAGCAGCCUCACUAAAGCCCCCAGCCCCCACCCCAGGUCAAGUUCAAAUUCCUCACAGGUGUGUUCAUGCAAGAUUUAUGACUACGUAUGUGUUUUGAGCUCCAUGCGGGUCAGCCUUGAGCAUGGGGCCCAUUUAAAUUUUUACUCCCUUCUGUACGCUACAAGAUUGGGGAUUCAGAAAAGUGGGGUGUCUGCCUGGAAAAAAAUCCUAUUUCUUUAUUUCCCCAUUUUGAGAGUUUUGGUUUAUUCUUCUGUUUCCUUUUCAUCUCUCCAUUCCUACUUUCUUCCUACAUCAACUUGGGUUAAUUAAAAUAGUUAAGAAAUUCGUCUCUAGAGAGGCUCAUGUACUCCAAGUGGUCCCCUUCCUUGUUCGUUGUGACUGGUAGGUUUCACAAGGAGGUCUGUGGCUCCCUGGCAUCAAAAUUUUUUAAAAGUGCCUGUUCCACCUUCAGCCCUCCCAUAAACUCCAGCCUUUCAACAACUCUACCCUUUCAACUUCGGGGAUUGUGAAGUCACAAAGACUUGACAACUCCACCAAAUCAAGACAAAGCCUUCCUCAAUCUCAUGUCCAUAUGCAGCCCCCUGGGCCCCAGUACAUUUUGGUAUAAUCUCUUGUUGGGGAUAAAGGAAGAAGAUAUUCUGAGACUCCAAGACUGCGCCCUACAUCUUAAUACACAUCCACAGUCAUGAUAAGAGGUCUAAAAUGAAUGUACCAUGUGCAAUUGUCCUGAUUUAGUGAGAGGAGGUGCUAAAGCUGGCCACCCGAGUCAGAUUCAGAAUAAUGAAAUCAAGUACAUCACCCAGAGGCAUUUAGAAUCAACUCUGUCUUCACCUGGCUUAUUCUGAAAGCGUUAAUUAAUUUUCAAGUAUCUGAGGGGAAGGAGUGAGAAGAAAUACACUAUGGUCAUCUUUGGUAUGGUUUGUGUGAGAUGCUUGGUUGAUUCUUGUAGCUACAGUGAAGCUGUUUUUCUGAGCAUGUUCCCUCUGCUCCAGAGACUAACCAUUCCCAGUGGACAUGUCCAGCCCUUUCCAGGGAAAUAUGAUGAGUCAUAGUGAGCGGUGAUUUCAUCACAGAUAGAAAUAAUUGGUGCACAGCCAAGUUGGCUAUGUGCUGUCUUGUAGCUGGUAUAUGCUAGAGUAGGGGGACAGAUUUUUAAACAAGACCACUUGAGUUGAUGGACACAAAAGAUUCAGGUGUUCCUCAAAACAGUCAACUUGGUGGGCUGUGUUUAUCCUCUUUCCAUUGAUGCCGCCAUGGUGCAAAAUGUUCCUUAAGCGUUAUUGUUACUUCUUAGACUACAUCAUUAUUGGUAUUGGAUUUUUUUCCUGAAUAGUGUGUGCUCAUUAUAGAAAAUUAGGAAAAUAAAAUACAAAAAGAACUAAAAGAUUGUUCAUAAUUCCAUUGCUCUGAGACAUCAUAAUGGUCAUAACCCCAAAACUUCCCCAGUCAGUGGUUGCCUCUUGGUUGGCAGGUGGGGCUAGGAGGGCAGUCCAUGGCUGUAGAGCCACAGCAAUCUGCAUGGAGUUGACCCUGUGUUCAUGGCAGCAGGAGCAUGGGACUCUGAGCCUCCAAAGAUAGCCAAGAGGUCUUUCUAAAAGUUCAGUGCCAGAGUUUAGGGGCAGGGAUGGAACAGAGCUAAAAGAUUCCUACUUUAGGGUUUCUUUUGUACUUCUUUCUUUUUAUUUCUUUUUUUUUUUUUUGAGUGCCAUCUUGAUCUAAUUAUAGGUGUAAGAGCACUGAAGCCAGAGUAACUCACUAAUUAAGCUAUACUUGUAUAAUGCAGUUACUGUACAUUUUAUUUCAGCUCUGCACUAAAAUGAUUUGUGACUCUGGGCACUGUGUCUUCUCCAUACUUGAACUUCCUCAUCCACGAAAUGAGGAUAGUGAUAACACUUUUACCUCAUGGUAUAUUAAGGGUACAAAGAAAUUGCAAAGUGAUUUGCAAACAUGAAGUGUCGUAUAAAUUAUGCACUGUUCAAAUUAUCCUGCAGCAGCAGAGCCUCCACGAAUGGAACUCUUCUAUAUGGUUUCUGUGCCUCACUGCUGACAGGAUGAUCCAGAGUCAGAGGUCAUCUUGGCCUCUGAACAGGACUGUACCUAUCCAACUUAGGCACAUGGGAUUCUAUUCUAUCCUUCAGCUCCCUCACAGAAACUGGCUCCUUAAUUUACCCAUCCCCAGGCUUCCUUCCUUUUGUCCAAAGCCAAUUUUGCAAAGGGCACUCUUAAUCCCCCUUGGUUAUUCCCAGAGGUGAUGGAAUGAGUAAACCAUAUGGGACAAAUAGCAUAAAUGAGCUAAACCAGUUAACUAUUAACCAAGGCACAUGGUCAAUGCCUUAUUGUUGUUGUUGUUGUUUUUACCAUCUUUCUGAUAUUAUUUCUAGCUGUACUUGCCCAAGUGGUGGGAGCAAAUCAGAUUCUGAAACAUUUUAAUGGUCUUUUAAGUUUAAGAUGAGAACAAGUUUCAAGGAACUUUGGAAUCUUCUUUUUCAUAAAGCAGAUGGCUUCAUCUAAAGCGUAUGGGUUCUUAUAGGAAGUCUUUUGGGUGGUGCAUGCACUAUAAGAUGUUCUGGGUGUGCUCCUGUUUGGGAAAAACUGAAUCCUAGGUUCUAAACAGGAAAAGAAUGCACUUCCAAAAGGGUCUGCGCACUUUCUGCUUUGCAGGGGAUCAGGUUUCAAUGUUAUAGUGAGACUUUCUUUAAGGGAAGUCCAAGUCAUUGCUACCUGUGUAGAUAGAGCCUGGCCAGGAAUGAGGGAACUACCCAACUGUAGGGGUGUUUGUUCACUAUUGAGAAACAAAACUGGGUGGAAGCAUGCGGGUUGUGCAGCAGUAGCUCAAACCUGGCCUCACUUUAACAGACACCAACCUCAGCAAUUGCAACUCCUAUUCUUCAUUUCCAAGGAUGGGGUGUUGCUCCUUGGGAAACUCUGAGUCCCUCUCUCCUCUCUUGUCUCCUAUUUCUCUCUCUGGCUAAGCCUUUCCUCUCUUCUCCGGGUCACCUAUAGACCCUUUCUAGCCUGAAUGUAUCGGUGUGUCUGUGUUGCUGUGAACGUGAUGCUGCCUUUCACAUAAAGAGCUUUCACUAACUCACGCUCAUACUCCUUUCCCAUUUCCACCCAUGGUGUGACUGUUUUGCUAUUCAAGACUAUCUGUAAAAAUGUACAAAUAAAAGCAGAAACUGAAAAUAAGAGGGAGGGAAUUGGAGACUAAACACAUGCAUUGAUGUAGCCCUCAGUUUUCUGAGGACUUACAUGGACUGCCCUAAAAUCCUGACUCUGGGGGGGGAUUUGAAGGGAGGGUAGCCAUUGGCACAGGAGUUUUUUUCUGGUUGUUUCUCUGACAGUCACUAGUGUCUGCUUGGAACUCUCUUUUCAAAAAUGUAUUUUCCAAAAAGUAAAAGGAAGUCAUCAAAGUCUGAAGGGUGAAGGUCAUCGUGAAGGUGAACACAAAGACCUGAUCCUGGGUCACAUCAGUUAGCUUUGUCACUGGCCCAUCUGGUGCCUCUAGCGAGUUUGUUACCUUACCAUAUCUGUGUCCUCUCAGCCAAACAGGGACCUGGGGGGCUUCCAGGGCUCCUGGGGCACCAAGUCUCCUUGGCCAUUCUGCUGCUACUUUAAGGGAGGCUUUGAGCCCAGGCUGGUGUGUGCUUACUGCAUGGAGGUACCUUUGGAGAGCUCCUCCUCCCUGCUCCUCUCGCCCCACUCUUUCACUCCUCAGAACGUAACCUCAAGCUAACAGCCAGUUUGUGCUCAGAGUCCAAAGCCUUUGAUCUACCUUUUCAUUCUCAGAUGCCUUUUCCCACCCACUUGGACGAUCUCAUUUUACUAUUGUUUCUGACAGAGCUUUGCUGUGCUGGGGUAGGAGAAAGAGUAUCAAAGGAGAAGAUGCAUGUGAAUUGCUUUGUAAUCUAUGGCUCACUAUACAGACCUAGCUUGUGAUAACAGAAGCAGGGAGGCUGGCCCAGGGAUGCCAUCAAAUCAGAAUGAAGAAAGCACUGGCAGGUGGUGGGGUAGAGGCAGUGGGCAGCAGAUGUGGGUUGGCAGUGGAGGUAAGAUAAAGAAAUCUUUUGGAAGGGGAAAUGGGAGAAUCACAGAGCAUCCUCAGCAUGGCAGCAGGGAAGGAACCCCAAAAGGCAGGGCACCCUGAAGUAAGAGGAAGUAGGAAAGAGGAGCAGAGGUGGGUAAUCCUAUAGCACAAAGAGCUGCCUCCCCCCAGGACUGAGAAGACUAGCUGCCCCGGGGUGGGUGGGUUGGGGGAUUCACACAAAGCUUGGCCAGUAACCUGACCCUGCCCACUCUGUGGCACCUUCAAUCCAAACCUCCCUCCUCUUUGAUGGCCAACAGUGAUCAUCUCUGGGACCAGCUUCAAGAAGCCAGUGUAGACCAGUGCUGUCCAACAGAGAGAGAAUGCAAGCCACGUAUGCAAUUUUAAAUAUCCUAGUAGUUUCAUUUUUAAAAGUCCAAAGAAACAGAAGAAGUUAAUUUUAACACAUAUUUUAACCCAAGAUAUCAAAAAUAUUAUCAUUUCAACAUGGCAUCAAUAUAAAAAACGACUGAAAUACUUUACGUUCUUUUUUUCUUCAAGAUCCAAUGUGAAUUUUGUUCUUAGAAAACAUCUCAAUUUAGACCAGCCACAUUUCCAGUGUUCAAUAACCACAUGUGGCUAUUGGCUACCGUAUAGGACAGCAAAGAUUUGGGAUCCCCCUCACCCACGAGUUACUCAGAUCUCCCAGCUGACAGAGGCUGGAGGUUGGUGUUGGCCCAGAGUAGAAAGCACAGGAGUCAUGUCCAGGCUGCCUUCCUGGCCUCUGGAAGUUCUGCUUCACCUGCUUAAUCAGAGGAGAGGACCACUGCUUGUCAAAUACAUGUCACAUCCGCCCCAGAGGGUGUCAGCACUGCCCCUGGGAAUGGCACCAAUGACCUGUCAAAGUUCUCGAGGCCAAAGCAGGUCGCUUUCAUUAACUACAGGAGCAUCAACUUAUCCCUUGUCCAGAUGCCCUUUAUCUUACAGUGGGGAGGGGUUCAGACAGGCCUUCUCUUGGUCAAGAGUAGAGAGCUCCACAACCUUUUGCCAUCUGGUCCAGUCACCUGCUAAUAGCAUCUCACCAAUAUUUGGAGCUGUUUUUUCAAUCCCUUAAUUUCUUUAAAUUUAUAUCUUAAAGUCAAUUCUAAAAGGGAAUACGCUAGGAAGGGCAGUGGCCACAGGCAGACUGGGUCUUCUAGGAGGCGGCAGUGAGAAGCCUGUCCCUUGCACUGGGACUCGGUCCAUCAUUGCCUACCUCUCCUCCCUGUCCGGAGACCUUUCUUAGACUUGAAGAAACCUCUUUUGUUUGGGAAAAAGACAAGUAGUGAGAUCUUAGUGCAGAGAACAGAAUAAAUGCAAGCAAACAACCCCUGGGCAUUCUCAAAGCCUUUCAAAGAGCCAGUGUGACAAAGUUUGACUCAUUUAAAAUAUGAUAUUCUGAGCCCUGUGUUACCAAGCGAAAGAAAAUGAGUCUAUUUGGUGAGUAUGUCAUUAGACAGGGACCAUAGCCGACAAAACUCUCCAACACCUGGAGUAUUUAUGGUCCACCAGAUUAUUGCUCAGUCAAUAUAAAUUUAUUUACCAUUAAUUUGCAUAGUGCUUUCUGAUUGGUUAGAUGAGGAGUGGUGUGUACUGCAGGAUUCCAACAACACCUCUGCCCUCGGAGGUAGCAAUUCCUGUGGUUAUUGGUGCUAAAAUAAGAUUAAAUAUUAUGUUAAUUUGUUCUGAUACGAUGUGAAUAAAUGUAUUGUUUAAUCUUAACAAGAAUGCUACAUCUUAUCAGAUCUAUCGUACUGUCUGUUUUUUCUCAUAAUUAAUUAAUUACAGGAAAGGUGAUCCAAACCAGAUCUUGAAACUAUUGUGCUAUUCUGAGAGGUGAAUUUAACAGGGAAGGGGGUGGGGGGAUGAAAAGGGAAAUUGCCAGGUUCCUGUGACUUUGCAAGGACUGAGGAAGCAGAGAGCAUUUGGGGACUUCACUGACACUGACUGCAUCUUGCAAUUUUCUUUUUCAAAUUGGCAGAAAUAUUGUAUUUCCAUCGAUUGAAGAAAAAAAGUGUCUGGUAAUUAAUUAAAUGACUUGUUCAUGGAAAAAAUAAAAAUAAAUAAUCUGUCAGUUGUGGAAUGUAAACUGAUUAAACAAUUAAAUAAAGAAGAUCAUGU
This is a messenger RNA of Diceros bicornis minor, 10528 nucleotides long. It is a transcript of the gene TMEM178B, whose product is annotated as transmembrane protein 178B. The record is from RefSeq and is a predicted model, not a curated record. Lineage: Eukaryota; Metazoa; Chordata; Mammalia; Perissodactyla; Rhinocerotidae. Bases 301 to 1185 code for a protein of 294 amino acids. The transcript has 4 exons. Gene Ontology annotation, cellular component: membrane.